AUGGCGACCUAUGCGACAGCGUCUGUCCAACGACCAAAGAAGCUGGUGAGAUAUGGCAAGUCUACAUCGCGAUCGACAUGGAGCACGAAGCACGUAGAUAGUUGGCUCGAUGACGAGGAAAGCGAUGCUGCAGCGCCUAACGCCAAAAGGGUGCAGACGGUGAAGGCAACAUAUCAGGUGCAGAAGCCUGCCAUCCAGGAUUCGAAGAAGCAGGAAGCCAUUGACCCUGUGCGGAGAUCUACGCAACAACCCGUGCCAAAACAUGAGUCUUCAAAGCCUGGGUCGAACGUAUCGAAGCCUCUACCAAAUCCUGCGAGACCCGCACCGCAGUCAGCGAAGCAACACGCCAAGUCACGAGAUCUCUUCGAUGUGCCCUCCUCAGGGGACGAAGCCGAGGAGGACUAUGUGCUGAAGCGGCCCACACCACCGAAUUCAAGGCACAGCAAGACUUUGGUAGAUGAUACGGACACGGUCGAAGCACUGGCACCUUGGGAGACUAGAAGGACGAGUGUGACGGACAUGCGAACCUGGAGAGGCAGUGUGAGCCCGGAAGCUCAGCUGAAAUCAGACCUGGCGAAGGAAGCGGUGAGGUGUGGAGAUAAUGAACAUGCAAUAUUCGACACGCCAGCCCGGGUUAGAACAUCUGAGACAACGACUUCCACGUCACUGCAAGAGCCUUCGACGGCAGCUGCCAGACUUGCUGCUCGAAGACAGCAACACCGAGCGCCUUCCGCGAGUCCUGCAACCACCAGGCCACCAGUGCAAUCGAACAAGCGCAGCGAUGCAGCUGUGGAAGCCACGCUUGUGAGACCUUCGAAGCGCGCUCGGAAAGCUUCGCCGCCACCCACUGAAAGCGAAGACACCUUCAUGACAGAAGCCACACCAGCAGUCGUUUGUGAAAACUCGUCAAAUGAGGUACUGGAUGCUGGAAAGGCCAUAGAGAUCUACGACUUUCCAGUGGACGACGAGACCUCUCCUCCACCAGUAACGAUGAAACCCAAGCAGGCCAUGGAAAAGAACAAACGACGAACAGCGUCGUCAUCAGCCAGAGCAACCCCUAUCAAAGGACUAUCCGCCCCAGCUGCCCUGGCUCAGAUGCUACCCGCCGACACCGACAGCACGGACACGCCAUCCCGCUCGCCAUCGGUACUUCAUAGCCGCACGGCAACACUCAGAAGAAGUGCAACACCGGCCAAUGCACAGAAAGACCCAGCGCCAGCCCAUGGCCAUGUGUCAAGCUCGAGUCCUACGACCAAAGCCACUGGUACACUGACACCAAAGCAGGCCCAGCUGUGGAGUCAACUGCUGCCUAGCGAUCCACCUGCUGAUACACCAAGCAGCCUGGCCAUGAAGGAUUUACGUCUUGAAGGUCGGCGACGGCGUGUUGACAAAGUACCAUCACUUUCGAGCACUUUGACCAAGUCGAAAUCUGAUGUGCCCGAGUUGCACACCUGUCGUGUGCGGUUGGUGGAUCGUCUCAAGGCGGCCGCUUCAAGCUCAGACAGCGAUAGCAGCGAGGAGCAGUCGGACAUAGACGACGAUGUGGUCAUGAGCAAUGUUCAGUCAGCUAGCGCAAAAGACGGCAUCAGAGAGACACAGGCGGCCAACACGCAGUCGCAAAGCCAGAGUCAAGCUGCAGCAGAAAGCGGACCAAGAAUUACUUAUGCUCGAACGAGAUCAUACCUUCCAGAGGACAACCCGGAAGACGCCCUGCUGUUCGGUCUGCCAGCUUUCACGCCGGCGAAGCCUGCAGGUCUCGUACGCCAGCCGGGUCGCACAAAUGCAGCCUUACAAAAAUCUGCCUUCGACCUCGAAGAUAGUGAUGAAGAAGCCGGCACAGGUCGCAUACGUACCAUACACGAACUCCGUGCCGCAGGUCGCAACAACCGCUUCAUGCAAGAGACCGAGACACUACUCGAAGAUAUCGCACAGGAUAGCAGUUCCGGUAGGAGUCGAAGGCGAAGCGCCUUAGCCGAGUUGGCUACGAAAUUAAUGGAAAAGGGAUUUGCUGAACGAUUCUGUGCCCAAGGCUUCGAGCGUGCAUUGGCAGACAGCAUUGCCGCUUCCGCUCGUGAUUUGGUUGGAGAUGUUCUGGGCAUGGCUGUUAUCUCUCUUCUGCUCUUGGCUGAGCCACCAGACCAUGUGGUGACACAUCUGAAGGAACGUAAUUUGAUAGCAGCUUUUGGUUAUACGCUAAGCGAGGAGUUGGACUUUAGCAAGCUGGUCAAAGAGAGAAAGCAUAACAUUGCGAAAGCUACACAAGGCACGUUCGCGAGCUUUGCGAUUACAAUGCUUGGUCAUGAAGCGCUCUGGGCCGAGACGAGACCCAGGAUACUCUCCCCGAGGAUCCUCGCCUUGAAGACGAUGGACUUGCUGGUGGGCAGACUGCGUCGACUAGGCGAUAGAUCAGAACUCCUUGACGAGACACAGCUGCAGCUUGUGUUACCAGAGAGUGAAAGCGACCAUGAACGAGAAGCCGCGGACCUUGGAUUAGCAGUGUCGGUCCUCGAGGCUCUCUCGUCCUCAGCACUUCGCCUCCAAUGGCCGGAAGACCUUCUCCAGCGCCUGGCAGCUCUACUAUCCUCGCUCGGCGAAGCCACCACAGCACCAAAGCACACAGUCUUCCUGGCUCUUCGCCUGACACUGAACCUCACAAACGAUAAUGCACGGAACUGCGGCAUCUUUGCUGCGCGCCAAAGCACAAUCCAAUACCUCGUCACGUCUGUCCAACAUGGCUUUACUGCCCUGGAGGAAGCACAAACUGCGAGCGAGACAGACCCGACAGAAGAGCAGGACAACUUGUCCUACGACCUCCUCGUCCUAUCUAUGGGCAGCAUGAUCAACCUCGCAGAGCACAGUCUUGCCGCCCGCCACCACACAAUCACCUCGUCCACCUCACGGACCACCCUCGAAUCCCUCCUGACAGUCUUCGACCGCGCCCAAGAUCGCAUCGAAAACGCCGAGUCCCUGACAGAAAGCAGCACAAACGUGGCCUUCGGCUACCUGGCAGUCAUGCUCGCCAACCUCUGCCUUGACACUGAAGUCAGGGGGUUCGUGGCCAUUAAGCUACCUGGUAGGCACUUAGGCUUGCUGGUGGAGAGUGUGGAGGAGUUUGUGAGGCAUCAUGAACGGGUUGAUGCGCUUGGGUUUGAGGGCGCGGAAGGGAGGGAGGUUUGGGGAGCGUUUACGGAGAAGUUGCGUGGAGUGUUGGAGAGGUUGAGAGGAGUUGCUGGUGUUGUAGAUACGUAG
Molecule: messenger RNA, 3249 nt
Organism: Recurvomyces mirabilis
Lineage: Eukaryota; Fungi; Ascomycota; Dothideomycetes; Mycosphaerellales; Teratosphaeriaceae
Exons: 1
Coding region: 1-3249 (1082 amino acids)
Source: RefSeq, a predicted model, not a curated record